AAUUAUUUUUAUAAUAAAAUGGGAAAGUGUUGUGCCGUUGAUGGUUGUCUUAGUGGCCGAAAGGCAAGUGAGCAUUUAGGAAAAGUGGCUUUAUUCAAAGCACCAAAAGAUGUUGAAAUGCUCAGCAAAUGGAGCACUGCUCUUGGCAAAGAAUUAAAAAAUACCAAUUUUAUUUGCGAAUUACAUUUUAAUCCAAACGAUGUUAUUAAAAGUAAUCAAGAGGUUCUAAAAGAUGGGAGUAUAUAUUUUUAUGAAUACGAAAAAGUUCAUUUGAAGAAGAAUGCUGUACCAAAAUCCAAUGUGACUACCAAUGAAAAUAAUCACAGCUUAUUAUCAGAUGAUGUUCGUUCAAAUACCUCUGGUAUAAUUAACGAUGAUGUAAUUGUCGACUGUAGUCUAAAUUCUAUUGAGUCUACUGAGUCAAUAAUCGUAAAUGAAAUUAUAAACGAAAUAAUUGAGCCUGACAAUAAAAAUUCUACAAACACAAAUUUUGCUAUUGGUACAAAUAUUUUGAUUAAUAGUGAUAAUUUGGUGAUCAUAAAUGAGCCCGAAAAGUUUUCGUUUCAUUCCAUAGAAAAAAUUUUAGAAAUUAAGCCACUACGUAAAAAUUGGAGUUGGACUGUGAUUAAAGAUUCGUAUAUUUCAUUAUCAUAUAUAAAUUUAAAAUUGGAAUUAGUUUGUCACGUAAAAAUUCAUAAAGAUCUAAAAGUUACGAUCGUGAAUGCCAAAACGAAUAUCCUUAUUGAUAUGGAUGUAAAUAUUUCGUCAAUUGAUUGUGUUUGGCAGUUAUUAAGCUCUUUAGAAAACACCUUUUUCUGUAGUGGAACUGGAUACGAUGACAAAAAAUGUUCAGUCACUUGUACAGGUAUAUUAUUGCCGGAGGAAAGAUAUAAAAGAAAAGUUGUGGAAUACAGAUGCAUUACUUGUCGAAAAUUGAGACGUUUGAUCCAAAAACGUAAGACGGAAACAACAAAUAAUGAAGCUCGAUGGAUGAGUUUUAAGCAUCGCUAUAUUUUACAACGCAGAAAGCUUAAUCGAGUUGUUCACACGAAUAAAAAUUUAAAGCAACAAUUAUUAGAUUUAAAAAAUCAAUGCGCUGAAAUAAAAGAGGAAGUUUUGUCUGAAAAAAUUGCUGAUUUACCUGCUUUACAGCAAGAAACUGUUAAAAAUUGUUUAUUGGCUGCAAAAGCUAAGAGUGCUAAACAACGCCGGUAUUCCGUUGAGUGGGUGUAUGAAUGCCUGUUAAUGAGCAUUAAAAGUAGUGCUCUGUAUGAACACAUUAGAAAAAAAAAUAUCCUCCCUUUACCAUGUAAGGAUACUUUGAUGAGAUAUAUACAAAAACUCGAUAGCGCUUUUGGGUUUCCCAAGGCGAUUUUUGACACACUGAAACUGAAAGGUUCACGUAUGGAAGUCUAUCAAAAAAGGGGUAUAUUGUCAGUCGACGAGAUAGCACUUAGCGAAGGCAUUGCAUUAAAUCGUAAAACAUUACAACUGGAAGGCUUUGUAGACUUUGGGGAAUACACGCCUGACCACUUGAGACACACUAGAGCUGACCAUGCGUUGGUUUUUAUGUUUCAACCCUUUCAGGGCAAGUGGGUGCAAGUUGUUGGCCAAUUUUUAAGUAAAGAUUCAGUGACUAGUGAAAUUCUUCAGAAACUACUUUUGGAAUGUACAAUUCUGCUUGAGAAAGCUGGUUUUUAUGUGGACGGAAUUGUAUCAGAUGCAGCACAAUGGAAUCGCGGUGUAUGGAAAUUGCUCGGCAUACAAGAUGGUAACUAUAGUUGUGAGCACCCAUAUAAUUUUUCAAGACGUCUAUGGUUUUUUUCGGAUUUCCCUCAUUUAUUGAAAAAUUUUAGAAAUAAAAUUAUGGAGCAGUCUGCCUUCUGGACUCCGGAUGGAAUUGUUAAAAAAAAACAUUGGAAUGCUCUGUUACAAUAUGAAAAUUAUUUAAAAGCUAAUUUAAAAAUGGCUUAUAAAUUGACUCCUCACCAUCUUAAACCCGAAGGCUACCAAAAGAUGAACGUUCCGUUAGCUGUAGAGCUAUUCUCUGAGUCUAUCUCAAACGCAAUGAAGUUAUUGAAAGAUGAACCUGAUUGUAUUGAAUUACAUGACUGUGAUAGUACCAUAAUUUUCAUUGAGAGAGUGAAUAAAUUAAUUAAAGCUAUGUUGUCUAGAACUCCGGUUGAUGCUUUAAGACCUGCUGAUGAUAAUGUUUCGAAAAAAGCUAUCAUUGAGUUUGAUACUUUUAUAAGAAAUUGGGAGACUACAGCUAAAGAAAAAAUAGAACAACUUAAGCAAAGGAAAAAAAAUGGUGACUCAGUCGAUCUGGAGAAAAUGAAAGGCUUUUAUUUAUCAAUUACAGCUAGUACCCUGACUGGACUAAAAAUUUCUUUGGGGUCUACCUUGGAAUUGAUAGAUUUUUUACAUUCCAAGUGCAAUUAUGAUUAUCUGAUGACGUCGAGAUUAACACAAGACAUGCUCGAAAAAUUUUUUGGGAUCGCUAGAAGUGCGUGUGGGUCCAAUGAUCAUCCUGACCCUAUUUUGUUCUCACAAGUAUUCCGGUUGCUCUGCUCUUAUUCAUUGGCAACACCUCCAAAAGGGUCUAAUGUGACUGCAGGAGAAUUAUUAGGUUCAUUAAUGCACACUAGAGAAUCGUUUGAAGCAAGUAAUGUUAACAAAGAAAACUGGAGUAAAAAAAUUGAUGCUAUCAUUGAAAAUGCAUCUGGAAAUCCCAGUAGUGCAGAAGCAAAUACCGACGAUGAUCGUACAGGUUCUAAUAAUGCAAGUGACAAUAAUAAUAACAAUAAUGAUGAUGAUAAUAAUGAUGUUGACGGCGAUAAAAAUAAAGUUAUUAAUAAUGAUAACGACUAUGAUAAUUAUGAUAACACUAAAAGAGAUCAUGAGGGUGAUGAUAAUAACAAUGAAGUGCCUUUGAACUCGGUGGACUCAAGAUAUGAACACGAUUACGAUAUUGCUCAAACUAGCAACUAUGUGAUUUCAUAUAUUGCGGGGUAUGUAGCCCGUAAAAUAGGUCGGUUUUCCAAAUGCUUUGACUGCACAGAGUCUAUGCAGUCAAGAGUAGUGACGGCUCGUGAUAAAUUUAUAGAACUUAUGGAUAAAGGUGCAUUGAUUUAUCCUAGUGAAAAAUUAUUUAAUUUAAUUAAAAGCUUAUAUUUUGAAAAAAUAAAAAAAACAACUUUUUUUCACUUUUUUUGCAAUUUCUCGAAAUCUACCGGUCCGAAUUGGUUCCAACUCAUAGAAAAUCUAAGUUUGGCGAAGCCCUUUCGAAUGUCACCAACUGCGAUCAAAUCGGACACACACACAUACAUACAAACGUACGGACAUCAUCGUAAAAAUAGUCAAGAAAGCUUCUUAGGGCUUCAAAACGUCGAGAUCUGUUGA
This is a messenger RNA of Cotesia congregata, 3402 nucleotides long. Lineage: Eukaryota; Metazoa; Arthropoda; Insecta; Hymenoptera; Braconidae. The record is from the annotation of a GenBank genome assembly.